This is a messenger RNA of Tympanuchus pallidicinctus (lesser prairie-chicken), 5856 nucleotides long. Its product is annotated as guanylate cyclase soluble subunit beta-2-like. Gene Ontology annotation, cellular component: guanylate cyclase complex, soluble. The transcript is spliced from 19 exons. The record is from RefSeq and is a predicted model, not a curated record. Gene Ontology annotation, biological process: cGMP biosynthetic process; response to oxygen levels. The coding region runs from base 3031 to 5229 and encodes 732 amino acids. Gene Ontology annotation, molecular function: guanylate cyclase activity; heme binding. NCBI's taxonomy places the organism in Eukaryota, Metazoa, Chordata, Aves, Galliformes, Phasianidae.
GAGGGUCCGGCAGCGCCCGGUGCCGGCGUCGCGGAGCAGGUACGAGGUACAGCGUCGCGGGGCCGCGGGGCUUCCUCGGACUGCCCCAGAGGGACCGUGCACGGCUCUCGGCUCUCGUACGGGAAAGGUUCGCGACGCUUGGGGGGCUGAGGCCGGGCAGCCCCUCCCGCGGUGCCCGCGCCGACCUCCGCUCCCGCACGGAGCGGCACGCGGUGCUUGGCCGCUCUGCCGCCUUUGAUGUCUCCAAUUCUGCCCCUCUGAGUCGUGUCACCCGUGGGCGUUUCCCUCCGCGGAGACGCAGAGUGGCAUGACGCAAGGCAUUUAUUUGUGUUUAUGUUUUGUUUUGCCGUCACGAUGCGUGCCUGAGAGAUGAGAGUGCCACCUGAGGCGAUGCUGACACGGGCACGGAGCUAAAUAUAGGCCGCUCGGGAAAGGGCAGGUGCUGCAGGAGGAAAGGGUGUUUAGCAAGUGCCAGGGCCUGUAAGCCGGCAGCAAUACAGCUCCCCGAAAGAUAGGCUGGUCAACAGGAACAUAAUGCAUCAGGGCCUGACUGCGGGUAGGGGAUAGAGCUUAAAAGCAGGGUCUAGAGAUCACUGGCUUGACGUCCCCGAGGAUGCACACCACGCAGCCGGGAAGAGAAUCUCUUCUAGGUGACUUCUAGGACUGGAUAGCAGAGCAUCCCGCUGCACGUUCUUCCUGCAGCUCUGCUUACCUCUCCCAUCACAGCUCCCCUCCAGGAGCCUCUGCAGCACAUGCCCUCAGGACACCAGAGAACUUCUCUGAGCUACUUUACCUUCUGAAAGAGCAACUGCGUCCCUUUUGUCUCUGUGUUUGUUACAACCAUUUCCCACUGGGGCUAUAAACAUGCUGGUACACUUUAAUCUCAUCAGAAUUAAGUAUAUGCCUGGAGAAGAUAUUAUAUAACAGCAGCACAAUAAACAAUGAUUGCAGCAGCACUAUGCAAUGCCAGUGAGUCCUUAAAAUUACAGCAUAGUCAAUGCAGAUCAAACAGAUGAGAUGAGAAGGGAAGAUUGCCGUUUGCUAAUACAAAGAACACAGCUUCCACAUUGUUUCCACAUCAUUUCAAUAUUUGUUUUGCUCGUGUUUCCUUUUCAAAAUUAGGACAUUUUCAGACACCUUUUUCUUUUCCCCUUUGUAAGACAACUAGGCCAAGUAAUUUGAAAAGUUUUGGUUUUGACUUUUGUAAAAAGAGCUUGAAAAACUAAAGUGAAACGUAAAUUUGUACUGGAAUGCAGCUUUCAAUCUGAAAAUGUUACAAGAGUACUAUGCAAAAAAUUCAGUGUUGUUUUCAAAAACCAAAGCUUUUCUUAAGAACUGUUUUUGAGGAACUGGCAUGUCUUCUUCCAAUAAAAUUAAAAAAAAAGAAAAAACAAAAAGAACUGCUGAAAACCAUCCCUAUGUGCUUUUCCUGUAUCCAUUGCAGCAGAUUGCUCCGGAUUAACUUCUCCCGUUACUGCUUUUGUGCUUCCUCUCAUACUGGUUUUAUGCUUAUGGCAGCCUAGGAACACUAGCUUCUUCCUUUUUCUUGAUCCAAGUUGCUUGUUGUUUGUGAGUAUUUUAAUCUAAAAGUUUGAAAAGCGCCCUUAGUUGCUGUUGGUUUAGGCUCAAUAUGCUGAAUAAAAAUUAAAAUAUUCAUACUUAAAUUCUCAUGUCAAGUAGUUUUAUUUUACACUGUGAGCUUACAGAUACAGCACCUUAUCACAAGUAUUGCUAGUGCUAACCUUAUUAUUAAAAGCUGAAAUUGCAAGAGACUUGUUUUUGUGUGGAUUUAUGAUCCAGGGGGGAUAUGUGCUGUAUAGAAAUCCACCCACAGCUCUUUCCUUCGUGUCUGAGGUCUUCUCUGAAUGCACAGGGUGGAAGCAACUUUUGUAGUACAAAGCUUCUACUUCCAUUCACAGUGUACAAAAUGAAGUUCAGCUAAAAGUUAAGGCUUUAAGCUUACACAGAUGACUAAUUUAGAGGUUCAUUAAGUGCUUAUAAUGUUAAUUCUUGGUAGGUCAAAGCCAGAAACAAGACAGAUGGGUGGAAGACAUUAACAUAGGAAGAAGUAGCCGCCCUAUUGCUUAAACAGAUCAUCUCAGCUAUCUUGCCUGCAGAUCUUCUGUGUCUUGUUAUUCCUGCAGCCAAGUAACGGUUUGUGUGGGGAGGAAUGGGCUCGCUUCUUGAAAGUUCAGGGUUUUUGUGUUACAACAGCCUUACACACAUUUUCUGCUAGUGCUGGCCACAUGCAACUAUGAGGUAUAAGGGCCCUCAGAACGACUUAUAUGGAACAGAGAAGAAAUCAGUAAAGCAGCCAUUUACUCUUUUUUUUUCUUUUUUUUCCUGAGGUCAUAUCAGUCCUUCUCUGCUUUUAGAUAUCACUGAUAUCACUAAACAUGUUCACCUUAAUGAGAUGUCACCAUCUUUCCAUAGCAUGAGAUAGGCACCAGCAAAAGAGGCAUCCAAAGAGUGAAGCACAGGGCAGAUUUGAAUUGAGUGUGUGGUGAUUUCUGCCAGAAGUAGUUCUGCCACAUGCAGAAUCUUAUUCAAAAUCACUGAAAGAACAGCAAAGCUCAGGACAACCAGGUUUGGAAGCAGGCAAUGAAACCUUCAAUGCCCAUACUUAAACAGGAGGGGAGAGAAGACAUACUGCCUUAUUGCACUAAGACGCCCCAGCAAGUUGCAUGCCUGAAACUCCAUUAUGGAUUUUGGCAUCUGAAUGCUUCCACAGGAUAAAAUGAGGAAUGAAACUAUUGGCUUAGAGGCAGCAAAGGAAAUCUGUUACAGGUUUGUCUCAGACCAAUGACACAGGACACCUGAGUCACCUCUUAAGGACAAAACCUGCGUGUAUCUAAUACAACACAAUGGAGUUUACAUGAAUUAUCCCUUCUAAAGUAUGGAUUUAUAAAUACAUGCCUGAAGUCUUUGGUGGUUGAUAAGUACGGUGAAGAAAUAUGGGAAAAAUUAAGACUCCAGGCUGGAGUUCAGGAUAGUUUCUUGACUUUUGGAGUUUACAAAGAUGAGAUCACAAUGCAACUUGUUGACAAAGCCUGCAAAAUAUUAGGUGUUCCUGCUGAUAUGGUUCUGAGAGAAUUUGGAGAGUAUUUCUUUGAAUUUUGUAAACGUUCAGGUUAUGACCACAUGCUGAGAACGCUGGGUGGAAAUUUGUAUGAGUUCAUAGAGAACCUGGAUGCAUUACACAGCUACCUGUCCCUGUCUUACCAGGAGAUGAAUGCACCAUCUUUCAGAGUAGAAAAGAAUGAAGACGGGUCAAUGCAUUUACAUUACUAUUCAGAUAGAAGAGGUCUGUACCAUAUUGUGCCAGGAAUCAUCGGUGCAGCAGCCCUGGAUUUUUUUAACAUUGAGAUUUCAAUGGAAAUAGUCAAUCAAACGGAAGAAGAAGAAAGAACUGGGAAAAAAGAGCAUAUUGUUUUUCUUGUCACUCAAAACCCUGUACUUCCAUAUAAAGAAAGAAAUAAAUUUUCUUUCUCACCUCAGUAUCUUGCUGACUCUGAAAAACAAAAUGAUACUCGACUGAACAGUAAGGAUCUUGAGAAAUCAGAGAAUACUAUUAGAGGAGGGUCGGUUUGUCCUGUCAAGAAAAGUCACUGGAAAACUAUAAGAGGAAUAAUCACAUUAGGAAAAGGUAAACUCCUGAGAGGGUUUGACCCUGUUUAUCCCAAGACUCUCUGGAUUGACACAAAAACAUUUUGCAAUGGGCUUCCUUUUCAUAUGGUUUUUGACAAAGAGCUCAGAGUGAAGCAAGCUGGGGUGAGCAUUCAAAAGAUCGUACCUGGCCUUCAGACCAUGGGCAUCUGUCUGGAUCACUAUUUCAGUAUCGUUCACCCAGAAGUACCCUUCACCAUCUAUAGCAUUCAGAAAUUUAUCAACAGCCAAUUCGUUUUCCAGACCAAGAGAGAAAUGAUGCCAGAGUCAUGGAAACAGCGGCCAAUGCUAGAGCUGAGAGGCCAGAUGAUCUGGAUGGAGUCUCUGCAGUGCAUGCUCUAUCUCUGCUCACCUUUACUUCGCACUUUACAUGAGCUGGAGGAGCGACAGAUGCAUAUUGCAGACAUUGCACCUCAUGACGUGACCAGGGAUUUGAUUCUUCUCAAUCAGCAGCGACUGGCAGAGAUGGAGCUCUCUAACCAGCUGGAGAGGAAGAAGGAAGAACUGCGGGUACUGUCAAAGCACCUGGAAGAAGAGAAGAAAAAGACUGAAGCUCUGCUCUACGCCAUGCUUCCUCAACAUGUAGCAAACCAGCUGAAAGAGGGGAAGCGAGUUGAGGCAGGAGAAUUCAAGGAAUGCACCAUAUUGUUCAGUGAUGUUGUGACCUUUACCAACAUUUGUGCCCAAUGUGAGCCUAUUCAGAUAGUUCUCAUGUUAAAUUCAAUGUACCUGCAGUUUGACAGACUGACCACUGUGCAUGAUGUAUACAAGGUGGAGACGAUUGGAGAUGCCUAUAUGGUAGUAGGUGGAGUCCCUGUGCCUGUAUCCACUCAUGCUGAGCGCGUUGCUAACUUUGCCUUGGGGAUUAUAAUAGCAGCUAAAGGAGUACAGAACCCAGUUUCUGGAAAUCCAAUCCAAAUUAGAGUUGGGAUCCAUACAGGUCCUGUCUUGGCUGGAGUUGUUGGAGAAAAGAUGCCUCGUUAUUGCCUGUUUGGAGACACAGUGAAUAUAGCUUCCCGCAUGGAGAGUCAUGGUGUCCCAAGUAAAAUUCAUCUGAGCUCCAGUGCCUAUCACUGUCUAAAAUACAAAAAUUUUGAGAUGACAGAAAGAGGAGAAAUAGAAGUGAAAGGCAAAGGAAAGAUGCAUACAUACUUCCUCAUUAGAAAUAAAACUGCAUGUGAGAAUGAGAUUAUGGGAAGGCCAAUAAAAGACUUAGAUUCUGGCCGUGAAUCUGCUCAGUCCUUUCAAGAAGACAGGGCUGAGGCAGUGCCAAGUUCUCAUCAGACAGCUACUCAUAAUCAGCCAGAGAAGGACCAGACCACAACCAUUGCAAUGAAGUAUCUUGAUGUUCCCACAGAUGCACAAAACAGCCUCAAAAGAAGCAAUCAAGCAAAAAUUGCAGAUUUAACAGGCAAAAAUUACAAUUCAAAAAGCUAUGGGAGUCUCCCUGGCAACCAGCAUUCAGAUGAUGCUCCUCAUCCUCUGAACAGGGGAAGAGUCAAACCAGAUACUGAAGAGCCACAAAUCAGAAACGUUCGCUCCAAUUUUUGCAAUUUGCUCUAAGUUUCUGACUUUUUACAUUAAUCAGAGCAUUUUUAUUAUUAUUUAGUGCAUUUUCCUGUUUUGGGACCAAUUUUCUAUAUGAGAUUCUACAUCAUUUUCUUAAAAAACAAAAAAGACAGAAAAGACAUUUCAUCACAAUUUUCAGCAAAAAGAAUGGAAAGCGAUGUUUUUUUUAACCAAUCUGCACACGUCAGAUGAUACGUGGAGAAUGAAACCACCACAAGAUAAGUUGAAGAUGCAUUUUUCGGCUUCUCCCAUUUCUUUGAAUAUCUCUACAUAAAAAUGACUGUUUGGUAUCUCAUGCAGCAGUAGGGAAAGAGGUGAGUCAUGCAAUUAGAAACGUUCAUACUCAAGCAAGCAAGCAGUACAAGAAACGUUCCCUGAAGGGACCAUCUGUCUUCAGCACAGCCAACAACCUCCUUGUGUAAGGUCAGCAGAAUUUGGUCUGUUCUAUCUAUUUAACUAUGAUGACAAUUAAUCUCUAGUGAGUCGUUUGCUGAGGAAAAGCAUUCUGCAAUAAAAGUGCAGAAUAGAUUUCUAUAUAAUACAGCUUAUAUUUUUGCCAUCCUGAGGAGACAGUACUGCCUACUUUGUAGCACGUAACAAUAAAAAACAUAAAACAGUCUA